UUACUUGCUAAACUAAAAGGAAAUUUACAUUAGCAAAAGGUGCUUUUCGUCACCCAACCAACGCGCUUAAGUAAACCCAGUCCACCGGCGACCAUCGCUUUCGUCUUUACGUCUUCCAUAUAGCAGUCUAGCUUCUCAAUAACUUUAAGAGUCACAAUCUCUCUCUAUACAGCAACUCUUGCUAAUCUUCAUCUAUCAAUCCAUUGCUCCAACCUCUGAUUCUGGAAACUAAUUUCUGGUUCCAAGAGAUUCUUCUGGGGGAGAGAAUUGGGUUCAAUUAGAACCGAUUCUGAUCUAAUCAAGAUGUUUACUCGUAUGUUUGGCAAAUCUAAGCAAGAGACUAAUGCCCUCACCACUAUGGACAAAUUAAAUGAGACUCUUGAGAUGCUCGAGAAGAAAGAAAACGUGCUUCAAAAGAAGGCUUCUGGGGAGGUUGAGAAGGCCAAGGCAUCUACAAGAGCAAAGAACAAGAGGGCGGCUAUACAAUGUUUGAAGCGGAAAAGACUAUAUGAACAACAAGUUGAGCAGCUUGGCAAUUUCCAACUACGAAUCCACGAUCAGAUGAUACUGUUAGAAGGUGCAAAAGCUACAACUGAAACUGUGGAUGCUUUGAGAACUGGAGCAGCAGUAAUGAAAGCAAUGCAGAAGGCAACGAAUAUUGAUGAUGUGGACAAAACAAUGGACGAGAUAAACGAACAAACAGAGAACAUGAAGCAGAUACAGGAAGCAUUGGCUACUCCCAUUGGUGCAGCAGCUGACUUUGAUGAGGACGAAUUGGAGGCUGAGCUUGAAGAAUUAGAAGGUGCAGAAUUGGAAGAACAGCUUCUUCAGCCAGCCUUUGCAGCCCCUGCAGCUCCAGUGCAGGUACUGGCAGGCAGAGUACCUGCUCGCUCUAAACUCACCAAGGAGGAGGAAGAACUUGCUGCUUUGCAAGAAGAAAUGGCACUUUAACCAAGUCCGUUUCUUUUGUUUCUGUUAACUAGGUCUACCAUUUGUCAAUUUUGAAUUGAGGUACCAGUGGAUAUAUUAUCCUAAUAGCUGAUGAAUGUAAGCUAGCUGAUCGGGAAUUGGUUGGAACUGAAAAUUCCAUUUAUAGACUGUGUAUAUUGGAUUAUUUUCUGAGGCCAAUUGAAGUAUUUCCAGGGUAAUAACCGUGUUGACUUGUACUAUUGCUGUAUUAAUUAUUUUCUGAGGCCAAUUUACUCCUAUGUUUCUAAA
Messenger RNA from Olea europaea var. sylvestris, 1218 nucleotides. RefSeq names its product vacuolar protein sorting-associated protein 32 homolog 2-like. The transcript has 7 exons. The record is from RefSeq and is a predicted model, not a curated record. Gene Ontology annotation, cellular component: ESCRT III complex; multivesicular body; cytoplasmic side of plasma membrane. The coding region runs from base 304 to 951 and encodes 215 amino acids. NCBI's taxonomy places the organism in Eukaryota, Viridiplantae, Streptophyta, Magnoliopsida, Lamiales, Oleaceae. Gene Ontology annotation, biological process: vesicle budding from membrane; late endosome to vacuole transport via multivesicular body sorting pathway.